Siniperca chuatsi (mandarin fish) is the source of this 1503-nucleotide messenger RNA. It is a transcript of the gene pdcd6, whose product is annotated as programmed cell death 6. The transcript has 6 exons. The record is from RefSeq and is a predicted model, not a curated record. Gene Ontology annotation, molecular function: calcium ion binding. Lineage: Eukaryota; Metazoa; Chordata; Actinopteri; Centrarchiformes; Sinipercidae. Bases 125 to 694 code for a protein of 189 amino acids.
AGGCGGUAACGUGAACGUCGAGUGGUGGAGUCUGAUUGAAGCUGCUCAGUGAAGAAACUACGGCAGGGGGAAGAGCAGUCUGUCGGUCUUAAUUACACAAUUUUGACAGAGCAUUCCCUUUAAGAUGGCGUAUCACAGUCCGUACAAAGCUCCCCCGCACACCAACGCUCCUCUGGACCAGGGUUUUCUGUGGAAUAUCUUUCAGAGGGUCGACAAGGACCGGAGUGGCGUGAUAUCAGACUCCGAGCUUCAGCAGGCCUUAUCGAAUGGCACAUGGACUCCUUUCAACCCAGUGACGGUGCGCUCCAUCAUAUCCAUGUUCGACAGGGAAAAUAAAGGCGGGGUGAACUUCAACGAGUUCGCCGGCGUGUGGAAGUACAUCACAGACUGGCAGAACAUCUUCAGGACCUACGACAGGGACAACUCUGGCUUCAUCGAUAAGAACGAGCUCAGACAGGCGCUGACUGGAUUCGGUGAGCAGCAAAGUUAUCGUCUAUCAGAUCAGUUCUACAACACGCUGAUAGAGAAGUUCGACCGCCAGAGGAAGGGACAGGUUGCCUUUGAUGAUUUCAUCCAGUGCUGUAUUGUACUACAGAGGUUGACUGACGUGUUCAGGCGGUACGACACAGACCAGGAUGGCUGGAUCCAGGUUUCAUAUGAACAGUAUCUAUCCAUGGUCUUCAAUAUAGUAUAACGCACACGGAUCACCACAGAAGAGCACAACUGGACACAACUGUGCCAAAGCUACCGGCACCUCCCGGAUGCCAUGGUGGACACUACAAGAUUUUUUUCAACCAAAUUUUUAGCCCUAGUUGGGCUGUUUCACACAAAUUUAUAAAAAUUAAUACAAGAAAACUUAAAGGAACCUUCAGUUUUUUGAGGUUGUAAUACCCUCCAGAUGACAGUAUUUGACUGGAGGUACAAGUACAAUGCUUGAUGUAUUAAAAAAAUCUUGUAGUGUUUUGUUCGAUAACAACAAAGCUACGUCUGUGUUGGGGUUGGGGAAUAUUAUGGACACAUCCUGUCUUUCUAUCUGUCAGUCUGUCUGUUGUUGUCAACAAACUUUUUUUAAUGUCUUAACUUUAACUGAUACAAUAAAAAAAAGAACUCUGUUGUGAGUAAAAAUGAUGCAUUGUAAAUAUGACUUCAGAUGCAUUGCAUGCUUAAAUAUGAUUUAAGAUGCAUUGCAUGCUUUUCAGGGAAAUUUAGCCCCAUAUUGAAGCAUGCUUUCCCUUUCUCUUGUCUUUUCCUCAGCCCUAUUUUGCUCAAAGCCAUGUUUACAAAAACGGUGAAAGCAGUUAAGUUCUGCUUUGAGAUUCACUGACAUGCCAGCUUACAUGCCAUAUUUGUACAAACUUAUUUUUAACAGCAAAUGCUAGAACAUAAUUUUUGGUAGAGGGUAAGCAUAAUGCCUCUAGUAUGGUUAAUUUUUUUGUGCAUGAUGCCUUAAAAUGUGUAAAAACAACACAAAAGACAAAUCUUUUAUUAAAAAACUGAAAAUCU